GCGUGGGGUGCAUCUUGAGAGAUAGUAGAAAUCGUAGGCUGAGAAUCCAGCGAAAGAGGGUGCAGGAUGAUGCCUAAUCAACAAACGGGCAUGCCUGUCGGUCAGGCACAUUUCGGGGCUUCCCAGAUGCCUGUUAAUCAAGGGCAGUUCGGUAUGUCUCAGCAACCAUUGAACGUAGGUGGGGGUGGUGCAACGCAGGGAACGGUUACCUGCUACAUAUGUGGAAAGACAGACCAUUAUUCACGUAAUUGUUGGCAGACUGCAGGGAGAUCGUCGCCGGCGGUCGAUCCAGAUACCUCGGAAAUGAAAGAGUUCUACAGAAGAGCCGUGCAGAAGGAGAAAGAGGAGAAUGAAAGGAAGAUAAGGGAGGAGAUGGAUAAAAGAAGGAUGGAGGAGCUGAGGAGGAGUGAAUCAGAGAAGAUCAGAGAGGCGGAGGCCAGGGAAGCGCGUCUGGAAUCUACCAUAGUCAGGCUGUUGUCGCAGCACAAUAGAGGCCAGCUAGCUUUACCGUCUGCUCCAAUGAAGAAAAAGUCCCCAAGAUCCAAGGCAAGGAUGCUACGGGAGAUUAGAAGCUACUUGGAUGAGUCUGAGGACGAUAGUGAAGAGGUAAACGAGGAGGCUGGGAAACUUAUUGACGCGAUCGAAAAACGGAAGAAGGCUGGGAAAAGGAAACGAGUAUAUCUUGAAGAGGUGCAGACAUCAAAGAAGUUUGCCAAGGCACAGCAAGAGAAAGGAGGGGAGUGUGAGGAAGAGGGUAUGACAACUCCAAGAAAGAAUCUUGCAACAACUUGUUUUAGUGAAGGGGUGGUGGAGUAUGCUCUUGAGGUUCACCGAAGGAUGUCGGCAAAGAAAGUGUCCGAACUACGGAAGAUAUGCGGGAAAGAAGGGAUCCCAUGUGCAAGAAAGGAGGAGAUGAUUUGUGAGUUGGUGCGAUGCAAGACAAAAUUGGCUUAUGAAGGCUUCUUCGAGAAGAAUCCUACGCCGAUAGGAGAAAAGUGAAGUUGGUUGGAGCAUCUGAAGUGAGCUUCCGGCAAUAUGGAGACCCUCGGCACGUG
Chara braunii is the source of this 1055-nucleotide messenger RNA. The record is from the annotation of a GenBank genome assembly. NCBI's taxonomy places the organism in Eukaryota, Viridiplantae, Streptophyta, Charophyceae, Charales, Characeae.